Colossoma macropomum (tambaqui) is the source of this 3086-nucleotide messenger RNA. It is a transcript of the gene cdc34a, whose product is annotated as cell division cycle 34 homolog (S. cerevisiae) a. The record is from RefSeq and is a predicted model, not a curated record. Gene Ontology annotation, molecular function: ubiquitin conjugating enzyme activity. Lineage: Eukaryota; Metazoa; Chordata; Actinopteri; Characiformes; Serrasalmidae. Bases 514 to 1239 code for a protein of 241 amino acids. Gene Ontology annotation, biological process: protein polyubiquitination; ubiquitin-dependent protein catabolic process. The transcript has 5 exons.
UUACGAAUCGGACAUUGCCUGUAGAGAAGUGAAAGGACCGUUGGAGCGGGUUGAACGCUACUGGGUGGCUCCUCUGCUAGCUGCUUCGUGGGACGCUGCUUUAUUUGGCGACCUGAGUUACUUUUAUAGUUACAGUAAAUACAAGUGAAGGUUGUGGAAGUUGAAGUUAACAGCGUGACUCGGAUUCAGAGUGGCACAGAAAUCGCUCAAAUGUCCAAAACCACCUACAAAAUCCUGAAGAGACGUUGCUAGCUUCCGCUAGCCCAGGACUGUGAGUUGAUUUUAGCUGCAGCUGUUUGGCCCUAGUUCGGGUUUGUUGAUAUUUGUUGAAAAAAUAAGUAUUAAAUUAAGCAUAAGAGUUAGCAGAAUCAUAGCUGAAUGCGUGUCGAAAAAGAGUAGAUAUAAAGUAAACAGUGUGUGCUAACACUGCUAGCCCACAUUUUCACCAGAGUUUAUUGAAAAGCCCAGUUCUCCCCAAAGAAGACUCGGACUGUAGGAGUUGUUGCCCGGAAUAUGGCUCAGCAUGGACAUCAUGUUGCGAGUUCACAAAAGGCGUUAAUGCUAGAGCUGAAAAGUCUUCAGGAUGAGCCCGUAGAAGGGUUCAAAAUAACUUUGGUGGACGAGUCGGACUUGUACAACUGGGAAGUGGCGAUUUUCGGACCUCCAAAUACACAUUACGAGGGUGGUUAUUUUAAGGCUCGCAUCAAAUUCCCUAUUGAUUACCCUUAUUCACCUCCAUCCUUCAGAUUCCUCACCAAGAUGUGGCACCCCAACAUCUAUGAAAAUGGAGAUGUGUGUAUUUCCAUCCUGCACCCUCCAGUAGAUGACCCUCAGAGUGGAGAGCUGCCCUCAGAGAGGUGGAACCCCACGCAAAAUGUCAGGACCAUCUUGCUGAGUGUGAUCUCUCUGCUGAACGAGCCCAACACAUUUUCCCCAGCCAAUGUCGACGCCUCAGUCAUGUACCGCAAGUGGAGGGACAGCAAAGGCAGAGACCGGGAGUAUGCUGACAUAAUCAGGAAGCAGGUUUUAGCCACUAAAGCAGAUGCAGAGCGUGACGGGGUGAAAGUUCCCACCACGCUGGCUGAAUACUGUGUGCGCACCCGUGCUGCACCACCUGAUGAGGGUUCCACACUCUUCUAUGAUGAAUAUUACGAUGAUGAUGAGCAACUGGACGAGGACAGUGAUGAGGAAGAGGACUGUUGUUAUGAUGAUGAUGACUCUGGCACCGAGGACUCAUGACAUCACUGAACUGAACUCUUCAUUCCCUUGCUUUUAACCCUGUCUAAAAAGUAGGCUCUUAGUUGAUUUUGUUUUGCUUUUCCUCUUAUAGUUUUACUUUGAUUUUCCUCUUUUGGUUUUGAGCGCUUUUUGCAUAAGAACUAUGACUCAGCAGUCACCAUAGAGGACUAGUUUGUAUUUUUGUUGACGCAUGAUUCCGUGAUGGGGAGCGGAGUAGGAGUGGCUGAUUUUGUGCUAAAAGGUCACUGAUCCAGCUGAGCCAUUCUUGUUCUCUUAGCCCUCUUUCAGUUCAUACCCAACUUGGUUAAGAUUGCCCUUUUUUACUUUAACCAGUGGAAGCUGCUCACCACAGGUAUAAAUAGGAUUCAGUAGAAAACAGCUUGGUCUUGUGUGUAUGAUUGGUGCAUUCAAGGCUGAGGAUUCAUUAACAGUCUCAGUGGUGCUGCAGACAUGUAGAUAUUAUACAGUACUUCAGACUCAGGGCUAUUUCUCUUUCUAAUGACAUUAGUAAUUAUUUCAACCAGCCAGUGAAUUUGAUCUUGGAGUUUUGAUGUACAGUACUGUGCAAAAGUCAGAGACCACCCUUCAUUUAUUAAUUUCUAGUCAAAACAGCCAUUAAAUACAAGUUAUUAAUUUUUCACUGUCAAGGGAAAAAAAAGCAGAAAACACACAUUUUACUGAAAAUUUCACAGAUGCUUCAACAACUAGGUACAGUGUAUACAUUUUCAGUAUUUAGUGUGUACACCCUGCCUUUAUUGCAGCUUCUGUUUUUUUUUUUUUUAGGCUUGCUUUUCAGUUUUUCAAAGAUAUCUCCUCAAAAAUAUCACCAGAAAAAUUAACGAUUUUAUUUCCACUGAAAUUGGCCAUUAAGCAAAUGAACGGUGGUCUCUGACUUUUGAAAAGGAUUGUGUGUGUGAAUGCAUGUGUGCAAGUGAACACACUCUAAAUCCCAAGAGUGAGCUUUUUCAAACAAAGUAAUUGGUACACAUAUUUAAGAUAAACACACUCCCUAUUAUUUCAGCGUCUCAAAGUACAUUCCGAGGUUGCUAGGUUAAGGAAAUUGAUUGCCCUGAUUCAUUUAGGUUACCAGCACCAUAAUUUGUUUGCAGAUCAUAUGGGGUCUCUCAUGCUUGGUUUUAAUGUUCAAAUAGUCACACUCCUCCCAUAGUACCACCACAUUUGUAUACAAGCAAAUGCCAUUUUGAGCUUACUUUUGAGGUAGUGCUUGAUGGACAAGUUUAUUUUAAACUUUUGAUCUUGGUGAACCUAAAGGAGAUGUCAUGUAGUCCUCUGAUGUACUCCCUUGUAAAAGCUAUUAUUUUUCCCUUGGUUUGCAGCAGGAGCCGAUAUUUGGAAGCUAAAAACCUCUUCUGGAAAACCGACAAGCCACAAUGAUCAGACAUCAGGCCUCAAUGCUGUUUACAAACCUCAACAUUUAUAAUGCUGUUGUCCAAAGAAAACAUUAAAAGUGCUUUCCCCGUAGUGUUAUCCCUAAUCUUAGUUUCGCUGUGUGGUUACAGCUGAUCACACUGUCGCUGUCAGUCUGGAAGGAUGAGGGCUAACACAAGCUGUAAAACCAGUCUCCAUAUCUGUUCAAUCAGCCACGUACUUGGUGUCUCAAGAUCUCAAGACUGUCAUGGCUAGACCAAAAUAUGCAAACAAAUUGUGCAUUCAUUUUUCUGAAAAGAUGCUGUUUUUGAGAUACAAGAGUGACUUAAUUCAUAUACAUAGUAUGCAUUAUUGUUCUCAUUUACUCCUUUGUUUUUUUGUUUUUUUUUUCUUUUUUUCGUAUGGUUUGUAAAUCUAUUUAAAACCUGAAUAAAGAUCUUUAUCACAGCUGCUUUACA